Molecule: messenger RNA, 251 nt
Organism: Drosophila takahashii
Lineage: Eukaryota; Metazoa; Arthropoda; Insecta; Diptera; Drosophilidae
Source: RefSeq, a predicted model, not a curated record
UUAGCAACAAAGUGCUCUGCUUCCAGUUACACAAAACAAUGGCCUUCCUGCCCAAUUUGAAUACCUUAGGGGAACUUAAGGGUAGACUUCUGAAUGUUACUGGAAAUGCCGUCCAGAAGGGCAGCUCACUGAUGUUCAAAUUGGGAACGCUAAUGGAGAUUGUUGGGGACAGCAAUGGGACGGCAAAUUUACCUAGUUUAGGAGAACUAGUUGACACUGUACAGGAGUUGGGUGCCCACUAAACGGAUGGU